Cyphellophora attinorum is the source of this 1803-nucleotide messenger RNA. RefSeq lists its product as uncharacterized. NCBI's taxonomy places the organism in Eukaryota, Fungi, Ascomycota, Eurotiomycetes, Chaetothyriales, Cyphellophoraceae. The record is from RefSeq and is a predicted model, not a curated record. The transcript has a single exon. The coding region runs from base 1 to 1803 and encodes 600 amino acids.
AUGGGUGUGCCGGGUCUUACACGAGGCCUUGCACCCUACACGGAAACAGCGGUCCUGGGAAAGGGCGACCACGUGCCCCAGAAUAUGAGGCAGAUAUCGCGUCUCACCAUUGAUGGCCCAUCGUUGGCAUACCACGUCUACAACAAACUACUUGCACACCACUAUAGCAAGUAUAACAAAGCAUUACGCUGGCCGAACUACCAAGAUAUUGGUCAGGCAACACUUCAGCUGCUUUCUGAUCUGGUCGAGACUGGGACAGAUGUUGAAGCCCUUUACUUCGAUGGCUUCUUGCCAGCAUCAAAAUUUGCGACCAGGCUGGCACGGCUAGAGCGGUCGCGCAAGCAGAUCGAGAAAUUUUGCGAAGGCAACCACAUUAACCCCAAGGCAACCGUUGGCGCAAUUGAGAUCGACUAUAACGAUGCUCGCUGGACUCAUUUAGUCGGUCCCGGAUCGGCAUGCUCAUUACCUGCGCCACCGUUCCUUGUGCCCGCCGUUGUUGACGCCCUAAGACUUUCAUCGUGGGAAAGCAAGCUUCAUGUCGUUGCCGAGGAAGCUGACACGUCGUGUGCACGUCUUGCGAAGGCAACCGGCGCAUCAAUUCUGUCCAACGAUUCGGAUCUCCUCCUCUACGACAUUGGUGAUGAGGCGUGCGUUGUGCAGUUGCAGAGUCUCGAUCGACACGAAAAUAUUGGUGCCGAACUGCGCAACGAGAUUACGGCCACCUACAUCCAUCCACCCACGAUAGCCAGAAAGCUCAAAGUCCCGUCUCUUAUAAGUCCUGCUUACGAAAUACACAAAGAUGGCAGUGCUACGUUCGGUACUGCAGUCAAGAAAGCUAGGACCUCGAAAGAAGGACAAGAUCUCUGCGAUCUAGAAGCGUUCGCUGCAGAGUACAGGAUUGGAGACGACCGUCCUACAGCUCAUCCGCUGUCGAAGCUGGACCCUCGUACAGCAGAGCUAUGUUGCCAGGUCUUUCAGCCCUCCGCGACUGAACCGAAGCUGUUCCUCCCGGUGUUGUAUGAAGAUCCACACGGCAAGUCUGCCUGGCGUUGUGGCUCGGCAUACCGUCAGCUAGCCUACUCGAUUCUGGCCAGCAUUGUCUCAUGGUCCAGGGGUGAAGUCUGUGAAUAUUACAAGAAAGGCGAAGCUAUCCGGCCAAAUGCUGUAUGCACACUCGGGAAGAUGAAACAGGCACACACGGUGGACGCCGUGCUCCAGCUGGCAGAGUCUGCAUCCGUGAUACCCGUCUCCUCCAUUGGUUGGUACAUGACGGCACUCCACGUGGUGGUGCAAGAACGGGCAGGCAAGGGUUGGCUAGUCGAUCUGAACAGGUUUCGCGCGCUGAUGGGCUGCUCCAAUGGCUCUAGAGAGGCUGAAAGGGGACUCAUACAUCUGGAAGCUCAGGUCCAAGCUGUCUUGUAUUCUCUGAGGAUACUCAAGCAAAUGGUCGACUUUGUGCUGACUCUCGACGGUACCAAUCUGCCGGACCAGCAGCCACUGCAAAGUCUUGCUCACUGUCUCAGCACGAUGCCAUCGAUCCCCGAGCUCUUUACCAACCCAUCUCAACGUCAGAAGUCGGUGGAGACGAAUUCUUUGGACGUGGACACCCUGCUUGCCCCUAUCAUGUCGUUGCUCCCGACCAUGCGUGGUAAAGCAACGAAGAAGACAGCUCCACUAAGGCGUGAAGAUUCGUCAACAUUACAAGGACAGAAGGGAGCAAAACAGUCCAAAGACCGAGCAGGAGGUCAUGGCUAUGCCGCUGCUAGGCACAACGUCUUUGAUGUUCUACAUAACAUCGGCUGA